CCAUUUAAGCAGCCUGCGAGUACGGCGAGUGUAAAAAGGGGGGAGCUGCGAGUACGAUUCACGCUUGCCCUAACCCAUAAAAUUUGGUAAAGAUAGAGAGUUCCCUACUCGCCCACAAUCCUCGCUUCCGCUCUCCGCUCUGCUCUGCUCUGCUCUCUACCUACGGAUUCAACUUCCCUCUUCAAUCUCUCCUCCACCUCCUCCUCCACUCUACUUCAUCUAUGUUCCCUAGAUGAGGAAUUGCAAACAUCUAGAAGUCAUCAUGAUGGGAAUAGAUCUUGAACAGCCAUCAAGAGAACAUCAUAAGGAAGACUGUGGGCCGCUUGUCGAUGUAAAUAGGGAUGUAGCUACUGUGAAUAGUAAUACUGAAAAUGAUAAACAAAAUGCAAGACCAAAUGUGAGUUCAUGCAUGUCUAAUAGUGGAGAAAAAGGGCACACUACCAAUGUUGCGGCUGUGGAUUCUAUUACGAGCAUGGAGCCCCAUGGUUCUAUGGAAUUUAAUUCCAAGGAGGAUGCUUUUUCAUUCUAUAAAGAAUAUGCCAAGUCUAUUGGGUUUGCCACCAUAACAAAGGCCAGUCGUAGAUCAAGAAUAACUGGAAAGUUCAUUGAUGCUAAAUUUGUGUGCGCUAGAUAUGGAAGUAAGCGAGAACCCACUACAUCCGAAACUCCAGAACCUGCUUCUACUGCUGACAGCACAUUAAACAUUCCUAAUAAGAAGAAACGGGGUAGAAUAAGUCAAUCUUGGUCAAAAACAGAUUGCAAGGCUUGCAUGCAUGUCAAGAGAACACAGGAUGGAAGAUGGGUAAUUCGUAGUUUCACAAAGGAACAUAACCAUGAAAUUUUGUCCAAUCAGGCCUAUUACUAUCGGGGUCAUAGGAACAUAGAUCAAGGCAACAGCAAUCUUGAUGCUCUCCAUUCAAUUCGGGCAAGAACAAAAACUUUGUAUGUGAAAAUGUCUAGACAGUCGGGUGGAGUUAAGAAAGUCAGUCAUCAAAAGAGUGGACCCUCAAAUUGUAGUCAACAGAAUUUGCCUUUGGAUGGGGGAGAUGCACAAGCUAUGGUUGAAUAUUUUAUCGACAUGCAAGACGAGAAUCCAAACUUCUUCUAUGCUCUAGAUUUUAAUGAAGAACAACGUUUGAGAAAUGUUUUCUGGGUUGAUGCCAAAGGACGGCUUGAUUAUGGAAGUUUUGAUGAUGUAGUGGUUUUUGACACUACCUAUAUCAAGAAUGAAUAUAAAUUGCCACUUGCUCCCUUUAUUGGGGUGAACAAUCACUGUCAAUCCCUGUUGCUUGGAUGUGCACUGGUUGCAGAUGAGACUAAAUCUUCAUAUUCUUGGGUGAUGAGGUCGUGGCUUAGAGCAAUGGGGAAACAGUCUCCAAAAGUGAUAUUGACUGAUCAAGAUAAAGACUUGAAGGAAGCUAUUGCUGAGGUUUUCCCGAAUGCUCGCCAUCGUUAUUGUUUGUGCCAUAUAUUGAGCAAGAUUCCAGAAAAUCUCAGCUAUGUGUUGAGGCAACAUGAAAAUUUCAUGACAAAAUUUAAUAAAUGCAUUUUUAAGAGUUCAAUAGAGGAGAAAUUUGAAAAGAGAUGGUGGAAAAUGGUUGAUGGGUUCAAUUUAAAAAACGACGUAUGGCUUCAAACAUUGUAUGAAGAUCGUGAACGAUGGAUUCCUACAUACAUGCGAGACGUUUUCUUGGCAGGGAUGUCUCCAACACAGCGAUCGGAAAGUUUAAGCUCUGUCUUUGAUAAAUGCAUGCAUCGUAAAACUUCAUUGAGGGAUUUCUUAGACCAAUAUAGAGCAAUUUUACAAGACAAGUGCGAAGAAGAGGCAAAAGCAGAUUUUGAUAUGUGGCAUAAGCAACCAGGACUAAAAUCUCCCUCACCUUUCGGGAAACAAAUGGCAACCAUUUACACUCAUGCAAUAUUCAAGAAGUUCCAAGUUGAGGUUUUGGGAGUGGUUGCUUGCCAUCCCAAAAAGGAAAGUGGAGAUGAUGGAGCCGUAACAUUCAAGGUUCAAGAUUUUGAAGAUAAUAAUGACUGCAUUGUGGUGUGGAAUGAAAUGACAUCUGAUAUUUCUUGCUCAUGUCGUUUGUUUGAAUAUAAUGGUUUCCUUUGUAGACAUGUGAUGAUUGUUCUUCAAAUGUCUGGCGUUCACGACAUACCAUCUCAAUAUAUUUUAAAACGUUGGACAAAGGAUGCAAAGGGUAGACAAAUGAGGAGACAGGGGUCUGGUAUGGUUGAGUCUAGGGAUCAGCGCUACAAUAAUUUAUGUCAAAGAGCCUUUAAAUUGGGUGAUGAAGGGUCUUUAUCUCAAGAGAGUUACAAUAUUGCAUUCAACGCAUUGGAAAAAGCUUUGAAAAAGUGUGAGAGUGUCAAUAACUCAAUACAAAGUGUGCUAGAUCCUGGCUCACCUUCAGUUGAUGCUCUUCAUGACUUUGAUGAAGGUACCCAAGCUAAAAAGAGCAUCGUCUCCAAAGAAGGAAACGUACUGUCAGAAUCAGAGGUAGUAACCAUGGGGAUGCAUGACAGCUGGCAACAAAUGGAGCAACUAAAUGCACGAGUUCCUGCUCUCGAUGGCUGUUUUGGCACUCAACAAAUUAUGCAAGGGAUGGGAGACUUAAAUUCAAUGCCUUCUAGUCGUGAUGAUUACUACAGCAAUCAACAAAGCAUGCAGGGGCUGGGACAAUUGAAUUCAAUAGCUCCACUUCAUAAUGGCCAUUACAUGACUCCACAGAGGUUACAUGGACUGGGGCGCUUACCUUUUGGACAACAAAGUAUUCAGAAUUGUUUCGACAUUCAAGACACGGUAAUACAUGACUGCUUGGAUUCAUUUGAGUUGUACUUUCACGGAUGUUACAUCACAAGUGCUUAUUAUCUAUCGCAGGAUCAGUCUGAUGUAGGAUCCACACAUAUUCACGGCAUGGCAUCGAAGCACUUUCCCUCAAAGCAUCUCUCUCAGUAGCAAUUUUGCGCGUUGGUGGUUUCCUUAUUAGGUCAUCUUUCAAAAUUCUAUGCAUGGAGUAGAUGACUGAUUUUUGCACGAAGUAAGUUGGGUGGUUUUAGGUGAAACCCUUGCUUGCGGGGAUAAGGGUACAGUGAAUUUUUGUUAUCUUUGCACAAUUGACGUUGUAGAUGUUUUAUUGCUCUCUAAUCUCUAGGAAUCGUAUUGGAAAAACAAGAUUAGGUUUAAGCCACUCUUGUGCAAGUUGAUUGUAGAUGCUUGGCAUUUUAUUGUAAAAUCUUACUUAUUUGGAAGUUCAACAAGAAUAUUGUUACUACAUCACAACUCCCAAAUUUUUAGUACUUUCUUACUGGGAGUCAGUUGCAAGACCAAAGAGAAUCUAUUGUGGGUUGUUUGAUCUUACUACAUCACAACUCCCAAAUUUUUAGUACUUUCUUGCUGGGAGUCAGUUGCAAGACCAAAGAGAAUCUAUUGUGGGUUGUUUGAUGUUUCUUUUUUUUAUUUUUAUUGUUACUGCAUUAGAAAUUCUCAACUGACCAUUUAUUUUAUGCAUUCAAAGGUGUAAAGAAAUAGAGGUGUCAAACGGGCCGGGCUGGCAUGGGCACGGUUUUAGACGGGCCGAGCAUAGGCACGGCACGGUCUUAAACGGGCACAACACGGUUCUAGGCGGGUACAAAAGGACACAAGCACGGGGCCCGGCACAACAAAUACUGAGUUGUUAGUUGUAACAAAUUUUUUUCCAACGAAACUCAGUUGGAGAUGGGCCGGCACGGCACGGCACGAAGCUAACCUGGCACGGCCCGUUUGACACUGAGGAUGUGUACAAAGACGAAUUAUUCUCGAAAGGAUGGAAUUCUUGUACUUUCACCGAGUCACGACAGUGUAGUUAACUGCAGGAUCAAGUCUUUUCAUCAUCAAAUUGGUAGGGAAUAACAAAUGCUAAUUUACAGUUUCUUCUGUUUGUGAAAGACCUCUUUUAUAAAUGUUAUUGUGGUGUAGAACAUCUGGGAACAAUCUGCUGAAGUUGUAUUCAGUUUGUACAAAUCCUAUUUUUGUUAACUUUUGCUUGGAUUGAUGGAGUUGUACUUGUAGCAAAUGUUUUCGCUCAAUAGUAAGCUGAGCUGUGAGGAUAGGAGCAGUUUGGUAAGGCAAGAUUGGAGGCCAGACAAGAUUUGGAUAAUUUGCUUGAAAAGGGGGAGCUUUAUUGGGCUCAGCGUUCAAAGCAGAAGUGGCUUGAGGUUGGGGAUCAGAAUACAAAGGAUUUUCAUUGAGCAGCCACUGUUUGCUGGCUCUGAAGGAUGAUGAGGGGAAGUUAAUAACGGAUCCGGCUUGUAUUGAGAGUAUUUUUUUUAUCACUUCUGUAAGCUUUUCAAGUGCAGAGUUGGGGAUGAUGUUAUGGGUAGGGAGGAAUCAGUUUCUUUGUCCGAGGAGGUAAGCAAUUUGGGUUUUUGUCCUGAUAUUUUGCCUUCAGUGAAGUCUAAGCUUUCGGAGGAGCAAAGGCUGGCUCUGGACUGCCCUUUUUCUGCAGAAAACAUGAAAGAAGUUCUGUUUCAGAUGGAUGGGUGCAAAGCUCCAGGGCCAGAUGGAUUUACUUCUGCGUUUUAUCAAUGAAACUGCGAAUGGUUAGGUGAGGAGAUCACAAGGGCCACUUUGGCAUUUUUUGAGUCGGGUCAUUUGUUGAAGGAACUAAAUCAUACUACGAUUACUCUUAUACCUAAAAUUCCCAACCCGGCAAAAAGUAGGGGAUUAUCGGCCUAUUAGCUUAUGUAAUGUGCUGUAUAAGGUGGUGGCUAAGAUGAUGGUCAAUCGGUUGUGGUCGAUUUUGGCCUAGUAUCUAAAAUCUAAAUUUCAAAUUGGUUUCAUUCCUUUGUGCCUUAUUUCAGAUAAUAUUUUAAUUGUGCGUGGGAUCUUGGAGUUUAUCCGGAAAAGGAAGAAAGAGAAGAAGGCGCAUUUUGCUUUAAAGCUUGACAUGAAUAAAGCAUAUGAUCGGUUCAGUUGG
Molecule: messenger RNA, 4958 nt
Organism: Rhododendron vialii
Lineage: Eukaryota; Viridiplantae; Streptophyta; Magnoliopsida; Ericales; Ericaceae
Product: protein FAR-RED IMPAIRED RESPONSE 1-like
Exons: 7
Coding region: 233-2959 (908 amino acids)
Biological process (GO): regulation of DNA-templated transcription
Molecular function (GO): zinc ion binding
Source: RefSeq, a predicted model, not a curated record